Molecule: messenger RNA, 1665 nt
Organism: Electrophorus electricus (electric eel)
Lineage: Eukaryota; Metazoa; Chordata; Actinopteri; Gymnotiformes; Gymnotidae
Gene: rbm38
Product: RNA binding motif protein 38
Biological process (GO): regulation of RNA splicing
Cellular component (GO): nucleus; cytosol
Molecular function (GO): mRNA 3'-UTR binding
Source: RefSeq, a predicted model, not a curated record
UUGCUAAGGUUAAUGUACAGCCAGGGCUCAUCUUUCAAAUGGCGUUUGGGUUAACUAAAACCACCUAACUGCUUAAAAUGAUUUGAACAAGAAUCGAGUGGACUUCCGUAAAUGUCGAAGCGAAAAAAAGAAAGUUUCCUCUUCGAUUUCAAAGAAAUAUCUGCCUCGGAAUAUCUGCCUCGAAGUCCUUUUGUUUUUCCAAUAAGUUGAGCGUGUGGUCAGGUUCCGCACGUAGCGCCUGCUGUUCCUGGGCUGCAUAUUUAAUUACCCACGUAGUCUAUCACUCUUUCUGCACUCUAAUAUGCUUUUACAUCAGUUUGUCAACGGGACAGUGGAAGCGACGCGUCCAAGAGACACCACUUUUACGAAGAUCUUUGUUGGUGGUCUCCCGUAUCACACCACAGAUGCAUCUCUUAGGAAGUACUUCGAAAUCUUCGGGGACAUCGAUGAGGCCGUAGUCAUUACCGACAGACAGACUGGGAAAUCGAGAGGAUAUGGUUUUGUUACUAUGAUGGAGAAAGCAGCAGCAGAGAGUGCAUGUAAAGACCCAAACCCUAUAAUUGACGGACGGAAGGCCAACGUCAACCUCGCAUACCUAGGGGCCAAACCUCGCAGUCCACAGACUGGGUACUCUAUUGGAGCACAGCAGAUUCACCCUGCUCUGAUCCAGAGGCAGUAUGGAUUGGCCCAACAGUAUGUCUGUUCACAGGCCUUGCUGCCGCCCAGCCUGGUCUUCCCCACUCAGCUCAGCACUGCCGUAACCUCCCCUUACCUGGAUUACAGCAGUGCCUACAUGAGCUGCACAUCGGCAGCCUUUGAGCAGUACCCCUUCAGCCACUCUCCGGUGUUUCUGGCCUACACCUUCCCUCCAGCUACUCCAGCACCAACGUCCACCACCCCCACCUCUCUUCCCAUGUCCCUCACAACACCCCCCUCUGCAGCCUUCUCAGUGGGCGGUGCCCCCACCACUGGCUUUCUCCAUCUUCCUCCUGGUCCACUUCACAGCGAGCACCUGUAACUAGAAGGAGAAGAUGCAUAUUGCACUAGAAAACAGAACCAUGGCAUCAUAUACAUGAAACUCCCACUGCAGAGAGGAAGACAGAGUGGGAUCUUCCAAAGGACUUCCUGGAGACUUUAUCAGCCUUUAGCUUUUCUAAUUAUUAUUAUUAUUAUUAUUAUUAUUAUUAUUAUUAUUAUUAUUAUUAUUGUUAUUAUUAUUAUUAUUAUGUCUCACUUGUAUAUUACGUAAAGUGGAUCAGUGAGCCACAGGACUGUAAUACUUGGUUGGGCUACUAGAAACAGCAGUAAAUGAAGAGAGAACAAACUCUUUCAGAUGGUUUUCUCACCACUGAAUUGUUAGAUACAGUUCAGUUAUGAAUUUGGCUACAUCUGGUGUAUGUUCCUGUUACAUAUAAACACACAUACUGUUUCUGAAUCCAAGCUGACCCUUUAUACACGGUCCUGAUGGUGAUGGGCUUUUGGAACAAGCCUCUUUAGGUUCCACUUUUGUAACGCAAACCCUUAAGACUUCAUUCUCCCCUCUGCUGGAUGCUGAUGCUUCAUGGUCCUAUUUUGAGCCAACUUAUUUAAUGUAAAUAUUAAUGUAUCAUUUUUAUAUAUGUGUCCUUCCACUUUUUGUAGGAAAUUACAGUCAAAUUGUCUUGA